AUGUCGGCAAUGGAUGUAUUCUGGGCAGCUCCGCCCAUUUCAAGGACUUUGGCUGCCGGUGCCUUGACUCUUUCAGUUUUAGUCUACUCUCAUAUUCUUGCUGGGUAUCAUGUCGUAUUUUUGCUACAGAACAUAUUUCAAUUCCCGCCACAAUUAUGGCGACUUCUCACUCCGUUUCUCAUCACUGGCCCAGAUUUGGGUAUUCUCUUCGACACAUACUUUCUAUACACUUAUGGAAGCAAGCUUGAAACAGCUUCGCCUAGAUUCUCUCAACCAGGAGAUUUCUUGACAUAUGUAUUGUUUGUUUGUGCGACGAUAUUGGGAUUGAAUGUGUUCAUAACUGGCGGAGUGAUCUUCACUUCAGCAUUGGUAUUAGCUUUCGCAUACACAUCGACACAAGAUGAUCGUGGCAUGAAAGCUACCUUUUUCGUCGUUACUAUUCCAGCACCAUGGAUUCCAUAUGCCAUGCUUCUUAUGACUCUUGUGAUGGGUGGUGCUGGUCCAGCCAAAAUUCAAGCAACGGGAUUGGUUGCCGCACAUUUACAUGACUUCUUGACAAGACUUUGGCCUACUUUCGGUGGUGGAAGAAAUCUUGUUCCAACCCCUGGCUUCAUUAGAAGAGCUUUUGAAACAACUCAAACUACCACUACUCAAAGAGUUUAUGGUACUGCUGUCGCACCAGCACAACGAUCUCCAAAUACGGCCUCUACUUCUGGUUCAUCUGGAAGUGUUCUACCUGAAUCAUGGAAAAGUCGUGGAUCAGGACAUAGAUUAGGAGGAGAUUGA
Messenger RNA from Sclerotinia sclerotiorum 1980 UF-70, 786 nucleotides. RefSeq lists its product as hypothetical. The record is from RefSeq and is a predicted model, not a curated record. Gene Ontology annotation, molecular function: ubiquitin-specific protease binding; misfolded protein binding. NCBI's taxonomy places the organism in Eukaryota, Fungi, Ascomycota, Leotiomycetes, Helotiales, Sclerotiniaceae. The transcript is spliced from 4 exons. Gene Ontology annotation, biological process: endoplasmic reticulum unfolded protein response. Bases 1 to 786 code for a protein of 261 amino acids. Gene Ontology annotation, cellular component: Hrd1p ubiquitin ligase ERAD-L complex; endoplasmic reticulum membrane.